GUGUUCAUCAGCGCCCGCUCGCUGUCAUUCGUCCAAGUCGAGCCAGCCGGUGCGAUCGUGGCGCGGGCGGAGUGGAGCAGCGAGAGCCGCAUGUAAAUGAACAGCUCCGCGUUUCGCUGUCACCUGAGGGUGAUCCGGAGGGGGGCAGAUUGACCGUCCCGUGACCCCGCGUCGGCCGGCCGACCGACCGCUGACGUGCUGCGUGGAGAUAGAAAAGGUAAAACGUCGCCACUUUGGAGGGAACGCCGCCCGCCGCUCCUCGACACAUCACGAGCGCCUCUCUGCCGCCUCCUGCUGACCAUGCAGAGUCUCUGCGCAGUGGUCAUGGCACUGGCCGCUGCCGCUCUCUGCUCGGCAGACUCCGACGGGCACCGACCGAGACAUGACUCCAACCUGGAGAUCUACAAGCGGCUGUUUGAGACCAAGAGGAAAGAUCAGCUGAACGCGCUCAAGAAUCUGGUGGAGCUGAACGACAUUAACCAGCAGUACAAGAUCAUAGACAUCAUGCUCAAAGGACUCUUCAAGGUGUUGGAGGACUCGAGACAAAUCCUGGUGGCGGCCAACAUGCACGCUGACGACCCCUUCCCCAUGGACGACAAGAUCAAAGAAGCUUACUCCCAUGUGGUCGAGAACACCGCGUUUUUCGGCGACGUGGCACUGCGUUUCCCCCGCAUUGUCCACCAUUACUACGACCGCAACGCCGACUGGAGUGGUCUGCUGCGCUGGGGGCUGAAUUUCUGCAACCUGACGGGGGUUUUUACCGGAGGAGCCCACCAACAUGUCCUCACGCUCAUGUCACAGGAGCUGGGAAUCACUGAGAAGUCCCCAGACUUCAUAAACCCAUACCGCACAGAGAGAGACGAUGUGCUUCACACAGCUGAGGCUUUUCAGAAGAUCCUGAGGGAGGAGGAGAAGAGAAGGCGGAAGGAGGAGAAGAGGAAAGAAAUCAGGAAAGGCCCUCGCAUCUCCCGCUCGCGCACCGAGCUAUAGCGCUGCACCUCAGUGCUUGUGCAGAGAAGCUGAGGAGGAGGACGAGGAAAGAGCAUACGCACAGUCCACAAGGGGUGGCUUGACUUGUCAACUCAGAUGACAGUGAAGGCAAUAAAACCUGCCAUCUCUUGUACAAAAGCCAGGUGCUCUGUUGAGAAGAAGACGAGAGGAGGAGCCCUCAUUGUGACGCGGCAAAGUAAAAUAGAAGUGGAUGUUAGUGUGACGAUGGUCUGAAUCGCCGUGCUCGCUCAGCGAUUUGUAAUUGGGGAAAUCCAAUGUCGUGUAAGAGAUCAAAAAAGUCUCUGGAACAGGAGUUAAAAAGGGAAACUCGCUUUUUGAUAACUUGAGGAUUACGUAAUUGUUCUUUGGAAUAUAAAUUAUUUCAAUAAAUUUGCUUCAGAACUUUGAAAACCCUAUUGUACUGUGUCUGCUCUAGAUUUAAUGUGUCUAAAGCCCAAAUGGUCACCAUUAAUACAUAUAUAUGGUCUCACCUCAUUAAAACGUGGCCUGUAUCUGGUUAGGUUCAGCUUGGUUCAAUUAGGGAAUAGAGUUUUAUUUGAUUGAGAUUCUGUAGAAAGAUUUCUCGGGGGAUGUUUGUGAAUGGGCAGAUUUAUGUUCUCAUUGCUGCUCCAAGUUGUAAUGAUGCCUCAUAUCUUGUUUGCUUGAAGGACAAAAUUACCAUUGGUUCAGUCAUUUUGAAUGAAAAUUAUUUUGCCAUACGAGUAGAUUGUCAAAGAUUUAGCUUUUCCCUUCUGUUUUUUUUGUUACAUAUUUGGCAAUCCUUUUGAUACCAUUUGUCAUUUUCUAUUUUUUGAUCACUUCUUUCUUUAUGAAAGACCUGUCAACCAAAAAACACAGUAUGUGACUCCUCGUCCUGCACCUGUUUCUUUGUCAUUUUCUUGAUCAUCAUCUUUAUUGUGUAAUAGUAUAACGACUGUUAUAAAAUGUAUAUGUAUAUUCAGAGAAAGAAUAUCAGUGCUGCAGACAGAACAAGCCAUUUUGCUAUCCGAUUUAAUGAAAUAAAGCGACUCAGAUGUGUUCAGUC
This is a messenger RNA of Scophthalmus maximus (turbot), 2035 nucleotides long. RefSeq names its product coiled-coil domain-containing protein 134. NCBI's taxonomy places the organism in Eukaryota, Metazoa, Chordata, Actinopteri, Pleuronectiformes, Scophthalmidae. The transcript is spliced from 7 exons. The record is from RefSeq and is a predicted model, not a curated record. The coding region runs from base 301 to 990 and encodes 229 amino acids.